UCCGUUUUGAUUACUUUUGUAGUGAUUUGAGCCGGUGUGUGUAUGUCGCCAUUAUUUUAUCAACCGUGUAGACCUCGGUUCAUAGUAACCUAUUGCUUUAUAAUUGUGAUAUUAAAAAAAUGAUUUCAUUUCGAUUGUUUUUUUUUCUCCAACAUAGGACUUUGAUAUUUUUGCAACAACCGCAGUACUAUAGUAUCUAGCUAACUGUUUUUCGCUAGUUUGGCUGACUGACUGACUGGCUGACUGGCCAUCCAGCUAGGGACAAGGUUAGCAAAAAUCUAGCAUAAUCUGUCAUUUUUGUUUUAACAGCAAUUCGGCGUGUUAAGUAGUUGGUGAGAUUAGUUAACUAUCAUCUUGCCUUUUGGUUAGCUAAUAUCCUCAAGGCGGCAAAUCACGACAUUUAUAGUUUCGGUAACCGGCGGUGGCUACAUAGCUAGCUGACUAGCGGAUAUAACUAGCUACAGUAGCUUGUUAGCUAAUCGUAUUUCCACAAGAAUUUGAAAUAAGUUUGUAGUUGGAGUCUACUGAUACGGAGCUGACAACAUUAUUCAAGUUUACAAGUAGGUGUCCAAGUUUGACAAGAUGUCAGAGGGAGAAGGGAAGCAGGUGUUGGACUCUAUCCAGGAGGGGAAACCAGAGUCUAUGGUUGCUUCCCCCACCGGUCAGAGUGUGUCAUCCGUGUCCCCCCCAGUGUCCACUGUGACACAGCCCCCUGCAACAGCGGCGACAGAGGACGAGGAAGAGGAGAGCGAGGACGAGUCAGAGAUUCUGGAGGAGAGCCCGUGUGGACGCUGGCAGAAACGCAGAGAGGAGGUGAACCAGCGCAAUGUCCCUGGGAUUGACAAUGCCUACCUGGCCAUGGACACAGAGGAGGGUGUGGAGGUGGUGUGGAAUGAGGUCAUGUUCUCAGAGCGAAAGAACUUCAAACUGCAGGAGGAGAAAGUCAAAGCGGUGUUUGACAACUUGAUCCAGUUGGAGCAUCUGAACAUUGUCAAGUUUCACAAAUACUGGGCUGAUGUGAAGGAAAAUAGGGCCAGGGUCAUUUUCAUCACAGAAUACAUGUCUUCAGGAAGCCUGAAGCAGUUUCUGAAAAAGACCAAGAAAAACCACAAGACAAUGAAUGAGAAGGCCUGGAAGCGCUGGUGUACACAGAUACUGUCUGCUCUCAGCUACCUGCAUUCCUGUGACCCUCCCAUCAUCCACGGCAACCUGACCUGUGACACCAUCUUCAUCCAGCAUAAUGGUCUCAUUAAGAUUGGCUCAGUGGCCCCAGACACCAUCAACAACCACGUCAAGACCUGUCGGGAAGAGCAGAAGAGCCUGCAUUUCUUUGCUCCUGAGUAUGGAGCUGUUGCAGACGUCACCACUGCAGUGGACAUUUAUUCCUUUGGAAUGUGUGCCUUAGAGAUGGCUGUACUGGAGAUCCAGAGCAACGGCGAGUCGUCGUAUGUGUCCCAAGAAGCCAUCAACAGUGCCAUUCAGUUCCUGGAGGAUCCACUGCAGAGGGAGUUCAUCCAGAAGUGUCUGGAACAGGACCCCAGCAAGCGGCCCACGGCCAAGGAGCUGCUGUUCCACCAGGCCCUGUUCGAGGUGCCCUUACUGAAGCUGCUGGCAGCGCACUGCAUCGUCAGCCACCAGCACAUGAUUCCAGAAAAUGCUCUUGAGGACAUGACGAAGAACAUGGACCUCAACCUGGUGAUCGUGGAGGUCAAGGACGGAGUUCAGAUGAAGCUUUCCCAGUUCCCUGCUCUUGAGCUGGACAAGUUCCUGGAAGAUGUGAGGAAUGGGAUCUACCCGCUGACAGCUUUUGGGGUACCUGGCCCCAAGCAGCCUGAGCAGGAAGCAGUGAAGUCCCCCAUCGUGCCCCCAUCAGUCAAAAGCCCCACUCCUGAGCCUGCAGAGAUGGAGACCAGGAAGGUAAGUCCUAAAGGAGGAGGGGGAAGUACAGAGAUGGAGACCAGGAAGGUAAGUCCUAAAGGAGGAGGGGGAAGUACAGAGAUGGAGACCAGGAAGGUAAGUCCUAAAGGAGGAGGGGGAAGUACAGAGAUGGAGACCAGGAAGGUAAGUCCUAAAGGAGGAGGGGGAAGUACAGAGAUGGAGACCAGGAAGGUCCUACAGAUGCAGUGCAACAUCGAGCCUGUUGAUGAGGGUGCCAAACAUCACCUUACGCUGUUGCUGAAACUUGAGGACAAGUUGAACAGGCACUUAAGUUGUGAUUUGUUACCAAAUGAGAAUGUGCAGGAGCUGGCUGUGGAGCUCGUUCAGCUGGGAUUCAUCAGCGAGGGCGACCAGCCACGACUCGCUUCGGUUCUGGAAGAGGCCUUCUCUAAGUUCUACAGCCGGAACGGAUUCUUGAAUCCGGUCACCGUAUCCUCAUAGCAGAGGAGCCCCACCCCCUCUGUCCUCAACCUCCCUCCCUCUGUCCUCAUCCUCUCACACAGGACUUUGUUGUCGCUCACAAAAAAAAUGUGGGAAAGCUUUGCAGGGACACAGGGGAAAGCCUUGGCCUGUCCCUGUCCCACCCCUCACUAGGUGUUUUAGUAUUUUUUUGUACUUAUGCUUCUAGUAUAUUUUGUGUAGCCAUUUGCUUCUGUUUUAAAAGAAAAAACGACUCGUUGUCACUUUAGUCAGUAUUAUGAGCUAUAUUUUGAACAUUUUUAAGGAGUUUUUACACACAACUACCAUAAUUUUCGGUCUGUGAGCGAAAAUAUCUUCGGUCUCGCGUUCCGAUGUACUUAUGCAUGGUGCUGUGUGUGGGCGGAGUCUGGUUGUGAUUGGUCCUCUUCUCUACUUUCUCCCAGCAAACGAGGCAUCUUCCUUUGAUGUGAGUGUGAUGCGCCCCCCCCCAACUUCCUUUUGUAAUACCAGAAUGAGAUGUAGCUGUAGUUAUGACGACACCUUUACCUGAGCUCAGGUGGGGAGUGGGAGAGCUGAUUGCAGUCCAAAUGUUGGGAUUAUUAAUAAGUUAUUUAUCAAUAUGGUCUAUCAUGAACUUUCAGCACGGAGCCGGUUGGUUCUUUUCAUGAAUGUUUAGUUCAUUAGGAUCCCCAGUAGUUGUUGCCCAUGCAGCAGCUACUCUUCCAGGGGUCCACAUAAACGUUUCAAUUUGAUUUAUUCUAUGAGAAGGAACUUUGUCACUCGACUGUUUCUUACUCUUUAAAGUUUUAUUUUGCAAAUGUUAAAGUGGUCAUGCGUUCUUUUCCAAUGUAUGUUUUGGUGCCAUUUCUCAGACACAGUGAAACAGUAUUCACGUAAGGACCUCUGGUUUAGACUUUAAGACUAUUGGUUUACCUCAAUAGUCACAUUCCUUAACAAAUAAAUUGACUCAUAACGUGUAGUGAAUACAUGCAUGCACUCUUUAUACCUUAAACUCAACUGGCUGCAAGUUAACAAUUAUCACUCCCUAAUUAACACUACAUUCCUAUUCAAUCAACCAUUGUGAAGGGAAGAUCUUUUUUCUUUACAGAAACUAAAGUGAGGAAUGUGGUGUGGGCGAAGGCCUGUAUGUUAUACUGAGAAUAACGUAUUGUCAUAACAGACAUACAGUAUCAGUGUGGGAGUUACAGGACUGUAUCACUGAUCCUCUGAAAGCACACUUUCUGCUUGAAAUCAGAUGCAGCACAGAAUAUACUAAGAAGUCACAAACACCCACUUUCCUAGUAUUUGUUGAGUCCACUUGCUGCUAGUUUGCACUAAUGUACUGUUUUGGUUGUUUUAAUUUGUCUUUUCAAAUACAAUAACUACCACUGCUUAGGUAUGGUUUUAACCAGCAACGUAAUGAUUUGGAUGUGUUGAGGGAGGGGUGUGGGUUUGGUAAGCGGGAUACAUGGGUUGGUAUUUUUCUUCUAUAGUGUAUGUCAUGCUGGACAUAAUGCUGUGUCUCGGGUAGGCAACUCUGGUCCUGGAGGGCCAGGUGUGUUGAAUAUUUGCGAUCACUGAACUGAUCAAUUAGCUCUGUUGGUCAGGUGUGGUGCCGAGUUGGAACAAAAUGUCAAUGCACUCCAGGAACAGGGAUGCCUCUGCUGUAUCUGGCUCUGCAACACCUUUCUCCUUUUUUAAAUUUCACUUCCUGAAAUAAACACGACACCUAGCACUUCA
This is a messenger RNA of Oncorhynchus keta (chum salmon), 4098 nucleotides long. RefSeq names its product nuclear receptor binding protein 1 (gene nrbp1). The transcript has 21 exons. Gene Ontology annotation, molecular function: ATP binding; protein kinase activity. Gene Ontology annotation, cellular component: cytoplasm; endomembrane system. The coding region runs from base 583 to 2379 and encodes 598 amino acids. Gene Ontology annotation, biological process: intracellular signal transduction; protein phosphorylation; endoplasmic reticulum to Golgi vesicle-mediated transport. The record is from RefSeq and is a predicted model, not a curated record. NCBI's taxonomy places the organism in Eukaryota, Metazoa, Chordata, Actinopteri, Salmoniformes, Salmonidae.